AUGUUUAAACAACGCCAUUUCAUAGUCUUCAUAACCAUAAUCUAUUCAGUCGUAGUAGCAAAUAUUCAAGAUGAAGAAUAUUUUAUUAAGAAUGGACCAUUUGGUUUAAUAAAUUUUAAAAAAAAUGAUACUUUUGUUGAUUGGGUGCGUGUACCAGAAAGAAAUUAUCAACAAUGGAUCUUUGCACUUAAAAUUUGGCGUACUUGUUCCAUUGUUCUCGGUAUACUUUGUUUAAUUUUUGCUGCACUUGUUCUUACUUAUAUAAUUCAUGGUUUUCUUACAAAUUCUACUGGCCCUUUUGGUUGUUUAGGUGAAGUUAAAUCGGAUGAUCAUUUAAUAUUAUCUGAUGCAAAUCUACCUGCUAAUCUUCAACAAUUUACUAUAAAACAUGAACUUAAACAAGCACAACAACGAGAACAAGAAGUUCGCCGAUCAAACUAUGAUAUUGAACGACAUUUACCAUCUGUUUUACGAAAUCCUACAGUUUCUCCAUUAUAUACUGAUCAAUUAGCAUUGAAAACUUCACUUAAAUAA
Rotaria sp. Silwood2 is the source of this 534-nucleotide messenger RNA. Lineage: Eukaryota; Metazoa; Rotifera; Eurotatoria; Philodinida; Philodinidae. The record is from the annotation of a GenBank genome assembly.